Messenger RNA from Salmo salar (Atlantic salmon), 1486 nucleotides. NCBI's taxonomy places the organism in Eukaryota, Metazoa, Chordata, Actinopteri, Salmoniformes, Salmonidae. The record is from RefSeq and is a predicted model, not a curated record.
AAAUACAUUAGAUUAGUUACUUUGGUUAAUUGGCCAGUUUCUGGACACAGAUUAAGUCUAGUCCUGGACCGUCAAGAACUUUCUAUUGGAACUUCCAUUGAGCAUGCUUUUUAGUCCAGCACUAGACUCAAUCUGUGUCCGGGAAACAAGCCCCAUAUGUAUUACUGACAUGCUUGUCCUUGUUCAGGACUCCACACACUGGCUUCAGAUUGAACCCUUGACUUCCACUGUCCAGGGAGUGACAAUGUUCAGACACAGGACACCCAAAGGGAGUUAUGAGUGCACAGUGUCUGGGCUCCGCUGGCUGUGUGAGAGAGAUGUCAUUCUGAAGUAUCACUUCAGGAACUGGGAAGCCUACAGUCAACUUCUGAAAGACAUGCAGUACACACAAGGUGGUCCAUUGCUGGACAUCACUAUGGAGGUAGGUGAACUGGAGGAAGUUCAUCUGCCACACUGUGUCUGUUUAGGGACCAACCCAUCCCUGAGGAAUGAGAUGAAGAUUCUUCAUGUAGAGGAACAUGGAGUGUCUUUAGAGGAAGUGCAUGAGGUCACCAGAUUCCAUGCUAAGAUUCUCCAUCCCAAGUUCUCAGCUAUCUCUGUUAUACUGAGAUAUAUAUUUUCUUGGAACGUAGAUGUCCACUGUGAGCUGAUGCUCUAUCUGACAGUGAAAAAGCAAACACUAAUUCCACGCCUAUACCUGUUCCCCAGUAACCCCGGCCAAAUACUGGCUGUGGAAGAACAGGAAUCAAAGUUUCAAGGGUCUAAAAGGAUUCCUAUCACAAGACCAGAGCAGUCCUUAAAACUGAAUAGUUCCUUCAGACUGAACAUUCCCUGUUCUACCUCCAUCUUUCCACCGAGGAUUCAUCUCAUACAUAGAGACACCACACCAAGCUUUUUCAAGGUGGUUAUGGAAAUUACAGGGAUUGAGAUGGAGUUAAUCGGUGAUGAUGAGAGGACAGUAUGGAAAGAAAUUGUACCAACAGAUGAAUACAUCACUGAAACCCAUUCAACUAGUGCUGUGUUGGGGGCAGGAGGUCCGGCUGAGAGCAGUCUGACUGGUCCUGCAGAGCAGCAGCUGCGUUCUGUACGGACCGAGUUUGUGAAACGAGUGUCAAGACCUGCCCUGAAUGAACUGCUGGACGGACUCCUGCAACACACAGUCAUCAACCAGGAGGAAAUGGAGUCAGUGAAGGUGAUAGCUGAGAGGACAGAGAAGGCACGUGACAUCAUCGACAUGGUGUUGAGAAAAGGAAAUGAGUCAUGUUCCAGGAUGAUCAACCUUCUUGGGGAGCUGGACCCCUGUCUUUGUUCACUGCUUCAGAUCAACAGUGUUGGAGAACCAACCUAAUGGUAGAAUGGAUAGUAACAGUGUUGGGGUACCAACCUAAUGGUAGAAUGGAUAGUAACAGUGCUGGGGUACCAUCCUAAUGGUAGAAUGGAUAGUAACAGUGCUGGGGUACCAACCUAAUGGUAGAAUGGAUAGUAA